Setaria italica (foxtail millet) is the source of this 2097-nucleotide messenger RNA. RefSeq lists its product as uncharacterized. The coding region runs from base 90 to 1838 and encodes 582 amino acids. NCBI's taxonomy places the organism in Eukaryota, Viridiplantae, Streptophyta, Magnoliopsida, Poales, Poaceae. The record is from RefSeq and is a predicted model, not a curated record. The transcript is spliced from 2 exons.
UCUGAAACGAGGUGUGCUCUGCCAUCCUUUGUACUCCCUCACACACUCUCGAUCCCGCUUAAUUGCCGUAGCAGCCAGGCUCAUCAGUAAUGGCAUUCAGCGACGAUGAGACGCCUGCUUUUACCAAUACAGGAAGUAGCAAGGGUCUGGUGACGAUCAAGCCGGUGAAGUACUUCAAGGAUGACGCGGCGCUGACCGCGGACACGGUGACGGCGGAGGUGGAGAUCAACGCCACAUCCUCCACCACCGUGAGGGAGGGGCUGGACCUGGUGGCGGUGCUCGACGUGAGCGGCACUAUGGACGGGGAGAAAAUGAACAGCAUGAAGAAGGGCAUGCUGUUCGUAAUCAUGAAGCUCACCCCCGUGGACCGCCUCUCCAUCGUCACCUUCUCCGACGUCGCCACGAGGCUCAGCCCGCUGCGGUCCAUGACCCUAGCGGCCCAGCAAGACCUCAACGCCCUCGUCGACGGCCUGCAGGCCAACGGUGGGACCAACAUCCAGGCCGGUCUCGAGACCGGGCUGGCCGUGAUCGCCGAGCGCGUCCACACCAAGGCCCGCACGGCGAACAUCUUUCUCGUCUCCGGCGGGCACCAGACCUCCGGCAACGCCAGGCAGGUCGAGCAUGGCCAGGUGGCCAUGUACACGUUUGGUUUUGGCAGGGAUAUGGACCACCAGCUAAUGAGCGACAUCGCCAGGAAAUCACCGGGCGGGACCUUCAGCUCGGUGCCAGACGGGUCCCAGGUGAGCCUGCCCUUCUCGCAGCUGCUCAGUGGCCUCCUCACCGUGGUGGCGCAGGACGUGGAGCUCACCAUCACGCCCAAUCCCUACACGGACCAGGCGGACGUGGACACCAUAGUGGUGGCUCCCGGCACCGACUACACGCAGGACACCGAUACGGCCACCGGCGUGAUCACCGUCAAGUUCGGCACCCUCUUCGCCGGAGAAGGGCGCAGAGUCCUCGUCACCCUCACGCUCAAGGACGUGAGCGCCACCGUCAGCGAGGAGUACGAGGUGACCUUGGCCGAGGUCCAACACAGCUUCACCGCCCAGGGGAGGCCGCGAGACCCCCAAAUCCCGCAUGACAUCCUGAUAAGGCGCACCCCGAGCCCAUCUCAGGCCCCUGAUGCAAGCAGUAGGGUGCGGCAGGUGCAGGCCGAGAUCGCCAGGCGUAACCACGCCGAGGUCAUCAAACAGGCGAGGUUGCUGGCGGACGACGGCCAGUUGGACGACGCGCGGGGCAAGCUGGUGGACGCGCACAAGGCGCUGGACGACAUCGUGCUGGACCGCCUGGACGACGGACCCAAGCUGGUGAACGCGCUCCGCGCCGAGCUGGUGCAGCUGAUCAAGCUCAUGGAGACGGAGGACCUCUACGAGGCGAAGGGCCGCGCAUACGCCCUCGCCUCCGAGACGUACCACGGCCGCCUGUACGCCCACCACCCCCGCCAGCGCUUCGCCGCCAGGUGCGGCGAUGAUGAAGACGUCCGCCUCUUCGCCACGCCGCGCACCCCGACCCCAUCUCGGGCCGAUGGCAAGGACCUCAACGAGGCGCCGGAGGGCAUCGUGAAGUCGGAGGACGACAGCAAGAAGCUGGUGGAGACGCUGCGCGCAGAGCUGCUGCAGCUGAUCAGGCUCAUGGACACACAGCAGCUCUACGAGGCGAAGGCUCGCCUGUACGCCCUGACAUCCCACGGCCGCCAGCGCUACGCCGCCAGGGGUGGCGACGAUGUAGACGUCCGCCUCUUCGCCACGCCGCGCAUGGACACCUACCGCGAACAAGCCAAGAAUUUCGAGAAGGACCCCACCGCGCCGGUGCCCACCGCCGACGAGGACGUCAAUUGAGCAGGAGGUCGCCGCCAUCUCCACCGAGCUGCAGGCCAUCGAGAAGAUCCUCGACCUAAGCACCUAGUAGCUCGCUCCGUUCUUUCCUCUUCAUUCACGCGCGUGCUCAUUUCCUUUCUUUGUGACUUGCCAUAUUACGUACGUGUCCAAUAAGCACGCUUCAAAGUGCUACGUUUGUCGUUUCCCAUUGUAUGUUCUUCUAAGUUGUAACAGAUUUGCUUGAAUUGAAGUGAAGAUAAACGUCAUCAGUUGUGAUUAA